Sphaeroforma arctica JP610 is the source of this 2055-nucleotide messenger RNA. RefSeq lists its product as hypothetical. The record is from RefSeq and is a predicted model, not a curated record. Gene Ontology annotation, cellular component: mitochondrion. Bases 181 to 1617 code for a protein of 478 amino acids. The transcript has a single exon. Lineage: Eukaryota; Ichthyosporea; Ichthyophonida. Gene Ontology annotation, molecular function: GTPase activity; GTP binding.
ACCAUCCAAGGGCGCCGUUGCUUAGCAACACAUUCACGUGCGCCAUUAAAGGAGUAUGGCUCACGACAUUGCGAGCCCAUAUCUAAUGCUAUAUAUUUGCCAACUAGACAGGAAAGCAUACACUCGGGCGCACGACAGCACACGCCACACUAUGUGAAUACACAAUGUGCCCGUGUACGUAUGCGUGCAAUGUCCACCCACUCUACUACAGACAAUAGUGUCCCGAAGCGUCGUAGAGGCUACGCAGAUACAGCUCGUUUAUACGUCCGCUCUGGGUCAGGUGGCAUGGGCGGUGCCAGUUAUGGCGGCACGGGAGGUGAUGGUGGGGGUAUAAUACUCAGGGCUAAGCGAUGUGGCAUGCCUUUGGUAAAGCGUGUGCAGGCUGAGAAUGGGGGCAAUAGCAGCCGGAAAGGGGGAGUUAGAGGGGUCUCGGCCAAGGAUGUGGUGGUGGAUAUACCGGUGGGUACGGUGGUGAGUAUCGAGCAGGAGGCAGGUGACGGGGCGGUAGGUAUAGUAGGUGGUAAUACCGCAGAGGAGAGUACGGGCGUGGGUAAGAAUAGCGGGAAGAUGCAUUUGCUAGAUGAAUGCAUACGGGACGAUGGUAGUAAAGGGUUUGAUAUGGAUAAAGAAGGCCAGACGUUAAUGGUUGCGAAAGGGGGAAGGGGAGGCAGUAUACAGACCCAAGAUUAUAACCCAGAACGGGGUGUGCGUCGAGUAAUUAAGUUGGAGCUUAAAUCCAUCGCGGAUAUAGGGUUGGUAGGGUUUCCGAAUGCGGGCAAAUCAACCCUGCUCACGCUUAUGUCGGAUGCCAAGCCUGCAAUAGGCAGCUAUCCCUUCACCACACUAAGACCUCAGAUAGGGGUGGUUCAUUACGAUAACAACCUGGACGGUGGCACUAUACUGGAGACAGGUACGAGUGUAUCAUCGGGGGAUUUGGGACAACAAGCCAACACAGACAACCCCAGCACAGCACACACACAGUACACUACAGUGCAAUUGCCUCGUUCACCGAUUAAAAUCGCGGACAUACCUGGGAUCAUCGAGGGUGCGAGUGAGAAUGUGGGGAUGGGACACAAGUUCUUGCGCCAUAUCGAGCGCACGAAGGGCCUGGUGUUUGUGGUCGAUGUGAACGGGUUUUCGCUGAACGUAGACGACACACACCGUAGUGCGGCCGUAUGCCUAGAGCAAUUGGUGAACGAACUGGCGCGUUACAGUGACGGCAUGCUACUCACUAAACCCUGUAUCAUUGUGGUCAACAAAAUCGAUACGCUGGAAUACUCGGACAAGCUUGCUAGUGCCAUCCCCGACACCAGUGUUGAUCCGGAUGAGACCCAUUUUAAGACCUCUAUGUUUGAAAAGUUGCCCCAUAUAAAUGAGGAAAUGAGUGACAUCGAUUCUAGUGCCACUUCUGGUGAUGUCACAACCAAUACAGGGGAUGAACUUCGACUAAAGGAGUUGUAUGAAGACAUACGUGAACUGUCUACUGGGGCGGGUUUGUUAGUGCACAGCAUCGUACCACUCUCGGCGCACACAGGACUGGGUAGAGAUCGGCUGAAGCGCGCUUUGCGUGCCAUAUGUGAGGACACCUCUGGUGACGAUUGGGAUAAUGAGAACUAAAGUUGAACACCGACUUGCAAUUGAUCUUAUUAAUAGUAAAAUAUAUGAAUUGGUGAUAGAGUGAUAGGUUUUCGGGGUGUAGAUAUAUGUACUACCACACCCAUUGAACGAGUGGCCAUGCGCCUGACCGCGCAGGCGAAUCGGCUCAAGCUCCGAGGCUACUAGUUAUCAAAUUUGAGUGGCCUGUACGACUCGCCCCAUGGGUAUAGUCCGCCAUUAUACUUACUGAAAAAGUUUAUUCAAAUGGCAUGUGUGCACGACAGUGCUCGGUUCCGGCUCGCAAAUGCUUCGCUAGCACGUACUUUCAUUUAGGGGCUUGUUUGUCGGACAUAUAUGUACAACUCACGAGCUUAAUACUCUUGUGAACUCGAACUCGCUUGCCACUGAAUUUGCCUUUUAAACGCAAAGUUAGUUAGCCUGAAUAAAAACAUAGUCCGC